Messenger RNA from Epinephelus moara (kelp grouper), 2062 nucleotides. RefSeq lists its product as uncharacterized. The coding region runs from base 65 to 1201 and encodes 378 amino acids. NCBI's taxonomy places the organism in Eukaryota, Metazoa, Chordata, Actinopteri, Perciformes, Serranidae. The transcript has 7 exons. The record is from RefSeq and is a predicted model, not a curated record.
CAAAAAUGCCCACUUCACAGCCUGGUUCACGUGUAGAUUGUCAGCCACGUUGUUCGCAACACUAAUGUCUGCCCAACAGCCUGCAAGUAGCCUAACCGAGGCAGCAGCUUUACUUCACACUGUACUGGCUUCAGCGGAGACCAUCAGAACCUUGUCAAAUGCGACAACAGUCGGGCAGCAGCCGACCAUUGCAACUCCAAGCCGCGACACGCUGGACAGUCACAUAGCGUCGCUUUUCCCCUCCGGACAGCACAGCAGCAUGACACUGCCAACUGCAGCUCCAGUCCGGAGAGAGUCGGCGCCGCAUUAUCAAGCGCAGCGCUUCAGCUCUUGGACAUCAGGCACGAGGAAGAAAAGAGUCAGGACACAGCAGCAUGGCCAUUUCAACAAGGAUGUAAUACUACUCCCUAAUCAAUCAUGGGGAGUAGUGUGCAAACAAGGUCCAAAAUCAUGGUUACACAAACAUGGACACAUCCUCAGUGCCGUUGAAUUCCAGAAGGACUGGGACCACCAGACUGUUUUAGAACGCAUCAGGGAUGGCUUUGGUGAGCACAUUCCAGACGAUGUCAGCCUCCAGUUUCUCAUGGCUUGUGGCAAUAAGCUGGUGUCCCCUAAGCUCCAGGGUGGUCAGGAGCUGAAUGGGAUGCUAAUUCACAAGGUCUUUAAAACCAAAGCCCUGUAUGUGAGACCAUCAAGGACCCUUUUAAUUGACUCCGAAGAAGAAAAAGACUGUUCUCCCAUUACUACCAGAUCAACGUUAGGCAUGCGUGCAACUAAGGGCAGCGAUGAUGAUUGUUUUGAAGUUGAUGGUCCUCAGAUUCGCACAGACAUGAGCAGUAAUGGCACCACCAGGGCUGCUACCAGGUUUAGAGUAAUGAGGAGUAAUGAGUAUCCUGGUACUAGAAGUCAUGAUGGAGAUGGCAAACCUGGCACUAGUACUGGUCAUGAAGACAGCUAUGGCUCCAAUCACACCGUCAGCAGUCAUGGUCAUGAUGGAGGCUGCCUUGGAAAAGGUGAUGGGAACCCUGGCACCAGUGGUAAUGAUGGAGGCUGCCUUGCAAGAGAUGAUGGGAACCCUGGCACCAGUGGUGAUGAUGGAGGCUGCCUUGCAAGAGAUGAUGGGAAACCUGGUACAACUGAUCAUGAUGGUGACUACGCUUCAUAUUUGACACUUGUGGCUACUCUUCCGCCUGACUCUUGAUGAGGAAUUAAACCAAGCCAUAGUUGCCAGUAUGGAGAGUCAAAUUGCAGAAAAGGUCCCGGUCCAAGAGAUACUGCUGGAACUGUCAAGCAAAAUUAGCACAAAACGGCAGUGCAAAUUUAAUAUAAAUCGCUCUGCUGUAUGGGAGGGAGCCAUGCGGGGCUUCCGAAGGGUAUCCUACGACCCCAACUUGAUGAUCUGUGUUAAAUUCUCCGAUGACAUGGGGAGAAAUGAAGAAGGAGUUGAUUUAGGAGGACCAAGAAGGGAAUUCUUAAGGCUGCUGAUGGAGACUUAUUGCCAGGUCACCCAUGUUUGAGGGAAAAGAAAACAGCAAGAACUUGGUUCUUGACAGUACUGGUAAUGCCUGGCUUUUCUAAAAAUUCAUAAUCUCUAAGAGAGGACUGGUACUACAUUGCUGGCAGAGCCAUUGCAGUGAGCUUGGUGCAUGGCAGUCCACCACCAAACUUCCUCUCGCCAACAGUAUUUUGUCUUCUGGUCAAUGGUUCAGCAAAUCCAAAACUAGAAGACAUAGCUGACACAGAACUCUUGGAAAAAGUCAAAAAGGUGUCUGAAAGUACAACCCUUGAGGACCUUGAGAAGUCAAAUGCACCUUUGCUUGACUACUUGGCCAAUGCAGGAUGUCUGAGGCCUAUGCGGUCGAUAAGAGACAGGGAUCUGCUGGUACAAGACAUUGUCAUGUUUCAGGUCAUCCACAGGGUUCAAGGUCCAUUUCAGAGGUAUUCAGUGUUAGCUGUUGUACAGUCAGAUCAAUCUCAAAAGGAGUAAUAAUUGUAACCAUUGACCAACAAGGUGUAAGACUAGCUUCACAAAAUCUAUUAUGUUUGUAUAAAACCAAGGGAC